UUGGUGAUGCCCACUCUCUGGAAUCACCCAUUCCCGAAGCAGGAGAUCCUAACUGUAGCCCUAUUCAGCCGUAAAGUACGACUUCCAUAUGGCACUCUAAAUAUUGCCGAGAAACUAGAAGACAGUUUGGUGUGGAACCCUGGGACGAUCUCUCAGAUGCUCUCUAUACCUGGGAAAAGAGAAAGAAUCUGGUCAUCGAGUUACUGCCCUUUUUGCAAAGAAACUUUCCUCAUCUCCAAACCCACCCCAGGCAUGGAGAAUAGCUGUCCUCAAGAAUCUCUGUCUUUGGAUCUUAGAAUGUGCCUAUGGACCCCUAACUGUUCUUUCUGGCUUCAAAAUCCACAUCUACAAGCUCACUUCCAGCAGACACUAGUGAGAUCCAUGGAAGACAGCUGUUUAUGUGCUAUAUCUCUCUGUGCUUUGCAAGAACUGAAUUUCACUUGCUCUGAUACCCUAUUGAAGCUGUCUGGUCGGAUGCUGACCACAUCACCCGAAGAGCGGCAGCUCCUUAUCCAAUGGCAACAGAAUUUCUCCUUAAGUUCCCACCCAUUUUCUGUGGAUGGGAUAUUCCUCAGAACUAAUGCACCCUGCGCACCUUCCAGUGAAGUGGUACCAAUAUCUAAAGCUUCAUUUCAAGCUUGGAAAAUUGCUUUUUUGAUCUUGGGUUCCAUUUCGUUCAUACUACUGUUAAUCGGUGGAGCUGUCUAUUGUAUAAAAAGACCGCAGAAUUACAACAACAUUGAACUGAGCGAUCGCUGUGAGAUUAUUUCAGCCAUUUGACUACCAGGAAGCGCCUCCGUAAAGAAAAAGGCUAUUUGGGAUCUAAGGAAGAGGUAAAUCUCAGAAGAACGUUCCAGCCAACUGACCACAGUGUAAAACGGAUCAAAUUCCUGGAGUAUUUAUGUUGAGGAUGUUGUUUUUCUGCUCUCCCAUGGAGUGUGAGAAAACCUACCUCUUCGUUUCUACAAGCAUCUCUCACUGCCAGGUUGAGUGAAAAAAUUGGUGGGGGUGCCAUGAUAUUUUCCACACCCACCAUAAAAAUAAAAAAUAAAUGUGUAGCCAAAGUGAUUAUUUCCUCCCCCUAAUUUGUCAGUGGGGGUUAAAGUGCUUUGCUCAUCACAAUCAGAGAAAAAAGAAAGGGAGAGAGAGAGAGAGAAAGAAAGUAAGAAGAAAAACGAGAGA
Molecule: messenger RNA, 1182 nt
Organism: Notechis scutatus (mainland tiger snake)
Lineage: Eukaryota; Metazoa; Chordata; Lepidosauria; Squamata; Elapidae
Source: RefSeq, a predicted model, not a curated record